Molecule: messenger RNA, 2743 nt
Organism: Cicer arietinum (chickpea)
Lineage: Eukaryota; Viridiplantae; Streptophyta; Magnoliopsida; Fabales; Fabaceae
Product: probable receptor-like protein kinase At5g18500
Biological process (GO): protein phosphorylation
Molecular function (GO): protein kinase activity; ATP binding
Source: RefSeq, a predicted model, not a curated record
AGAGAGGAAGAAAAAGAUUGUAAAAACUAACCAAAAGAAGAGUUUAUGAAAUGCAAUGAAAGAGAGAAGAGAUUUGAAGAAACAUAAAAAAUAAAAAAUAAAAAAUAAAAGUUUGUAUGUUGAUGCCUUCUCUUUUACUGUAAUUGUAAUGUGAAUGAUGUCACUGCCCAUUACCUACCACUGAUAAUUCAAUGCUUUCUUCUUAACCCCACAACACCAUACAACAUCAUCAUUUUCUUCUUCUCAGAAUUUCAUGUGCCUCUUGUGUUCUCCAUUUCCCUCCAACUACUCAAAAUAUAGCUAAAAAUAGUAACUUUUUUGAGGUGUGUGUUUAAAGUUCAAUUUUUGAGGUUGAAUAUAGGUACCCUUUUGAGUAUUUGAGAAAACCCAGAAACCAUAAUCUCACAUUGCUAUGGUUUUUGAAGAUGGGUCUCAACUUGGGGUGUUCUAAGGGAUUCAUUUACGAGAGGUUUUUUAGAGUGUAAGAGAUCUAGUUUUGAAGUAGUUGUUUAAGAGUUUGUAAAAGAGGUGGAAAGAAAAUUUUGAAGGAUUUUUGGUUGUGGAAAUUAAGAUUUAUUCGGCUGUAGCAAAAUGGCGUCCGAUCUAAAUUCAGGGUUAUCGAAGAAAACAUUUGUUUUUGGAUUGAAAGUUUGGGUAUUAAUGGGAAUAAUGGUUGGUUUAUUCAUUAUAAUCAUUCUGAUUGUGCUAUCAAUAUGUCUUACUUUAAGAAAGAAAUCCAGAAAAAGCAGUGGCAUGUUUCCUCUUAGUCAUAUUCUAUCCAUUUCACAAGAGAUCAAAGAAAUUAGCAUCGAUCAAGCUUCAUCGAAUAGUUAUAUGCACAACGGCGGUUUUAUGAGCUUGAACGACAAGUUUAGUGAUGAUGAUUCCGGAAAAGUUUUGAUCCAAACAAAGAAUGGUGAUAACAGUAGUCAAUCAGGCUCAUUAAAUAAUUUAGAGAAAGAUGCUAAUGGAUCUCAAUCGGGCGAAGAUAGCGGUGUUCGGAGUGUUUCUGUUUACAGGUCUUCGUCACAUCAUCCUAUAUCUGCUCCGUCACCGUUGUCUGGUCUGCCUGAAUUCUCUCACCUUGGAUGGGGCCAUUGGUUUACAUUAAGGGACCUGGAAUUUGCAACGAACCGGUUUUCGAAGGACAAUAUUAUCGGUGAAGGUGGAUAUGGAGUUGUCUAUGGAGGCCAACUUAUUAACGGGAAUCCUGUGGCCAUUAAGAAACUCCUAAAUAAUUUAGGACAAGCUGAAAAGGAAUUUAGAGUGGAAGUUGAGGCUAUUGGUCAUGUUCGGCAUAAGAACUUGGUUCGACUUUUGGGCUUUUGCAUUGAAGGCACUCACAGGUUAUUGAUUUAUGAGUAUGUUAACAAUGGCAACUUAGAGCAGUGGCUUCACGGAGCCAUGCGGCAGCAUGGCUAUCUUACUUGGGAAGCUCGGAUGAAAAUUCUCCUUGGAACAGCCAAAGCGCUGGCUUACUUGCACGAGGCGAUCGAGCCAAAAAUUGUACAUCGAGAUAUUAAGUCUAGCAAUAUUCUAAUCGAUGAUAGCUUUAAUGCUAAAAUAUCCGACUUUGGUCUUGCUAAGUUACUAGGUGCUGGAAAGAGUCACAUUACAACUAGAGUAAUGGGUACUUUUGGAUAUGUUGCGCCGGAAUAUGCCAAUUCUGGUUUGUUAAAUGAGAAGAGUGAUGUUUACAGCUUUGGUGUAUUGCUUCUUGAAGCAAUUACAGGAAGAGAUCCGGUGGAUUAUAGCCGACCAGCAGCCGAGGUAAAUUUGGUAGACUGGCUCAAGAUGAUGGUAGGGUUUAGGCGCUCAGAAGAGGUGUUGGACCCCAACAUUGAGACUAGGCCUUCGACAAGUGCCCUUAAACGAGCCCUUUUAACUGCAUUGAGGUGUGUUGAUCCGGAUUCUGAGAAAAGACCAAAGAUGAGCCAAGUUGUUCGCAUGCUUGAAUCAGACGAAUAUCCUAUACCUCGAGAGGAUCGAAGACGGCGAAGGAGUCAAGCAGGAAACAAUGAGGUAGAAAGCCAGAAGGAGACUUCUGAUACAGAUAAGAGUGACAAUACUGAUUAUAAAUUAAAUGGCAGAAGGAACCAACACAUGUAGAGAUGGUGGUCUCCAAGAUAAGGAACAAAAGUGAAGUUGCAUGUUUUGCAUUCUUUUGAGCUUCUGUAAGUUCCGUAUUAUAUCACAAGAGAUGGAGCAAGAAGCAGUUACUUUUGGAUGGUUUAUAAUAUAGACAAAUUCUAAGGUGGACCGAUGCUUAAAAAUUGUUCAAAACUCCAACAAAAAUAGACGUCUCAUGGAAGUAGAAGUUUAUGAUUCUCCUCGUUCUGAGGACUGAGAAAGUAGCUUGAUUGAUGUCUGUUCAAUAAAAACAUGAAAAAACAAAUGUGUCCCUCAAAUUGAAUUCAUUGAACCGAAACCAAUUAAAUGACUGUCUCAGACAUAAGACUGAGGAGGGCGUGACUUUUACUUUUGAGGAGUGUCUCCGAUCAUUGUUAGAAUUUUAGGUGAUUUUUAAGUAUUGGUUUACUUCUGAAGAACUCACCUUAUCAUAUAUAUAUAUAUAUAGCUAUUUGUUGUUAUAACUUAGGUGUAGAUGUUAGAAUUGUAUAGUUUCAUUACUAUUCUUUUGUAUUUUCAUUUGUUUCAUCAUUAUUACAUUAAGAGACUAUCCUUGCUCUAUGGAAGAUCAGAAAAGAUCUAUAUAAUUCCACUGAAUAAUGUUUUUUCUUCA